Alternaria burnsii is the source of this 477-nucleotide messenger RNA. RefSeq lists its product as uncharacterized. Bases 1 to 477 code for a protein of 158 amino acids. The transcript has a single exon. NCBI's taxonomy places the organism in Eukaryota, Fungi, Ascomycota, Dothideomycetes, Pleosporales, Pleosporaceae. The record is from RefSeq and is a predicted model, not a curated record.
AUGGCAAACAUUGUCCGACCAGCAGUGACUCACACUGACACCAGUCCUAUCGAAACACACACAAACACACCGACAUCUGAAAUUGCCACACCCCUCUCCCCUAUCACUAUCGGCCUCGUCUGUGGUCUGGGUGGAUGCGGCAUCCUCGGCUUCUUCAUCUGGGCGAUUGUUUACUUCCGAUGGUUCAAGCCGAUUGAGAUGCGGAUCAAGGAGGGAGGAGCACGAGACUACAACACACCCACGGCCGAGCGGAAUAAAAAUAAGAACAGGAACAGCACAAUUACGAACGUAACACAGGGUAUAUUCGCACACAACGCAACCGGUAUUUCAACGGGAAGGCCGUCUACAGAUGGAGAUGUCUACCCUUCUAUAGGUAUGGCAGUCAAUACUGCUCUCGAAAGGGAAAUUCUUGACAUUCUAGAGGCGGAAGUUGAUACUAUACGGCGGUGUCGGGGAUUGGGCUCAGGGCUUGUAUGA